AAGAAAAGAGCAAAAACAUACAACAGCCGGUGUUCGCCAGUGGUCACCCACCUGACUACUAAUCUGCCGGUUAGUGGGUUGUCUAGGGGGGAGCGGACGGGACCCCGAAUUCUCCACUACCUAUGGUCGUAUGUGAACGAGCUUGGAAGCAAACCAGUCUAUAGA
Molecule: messenger RNA, 165 nt
Organism: Trichoderma asperellum CBS 433.97
Lineage: Eukaryota; Fungi; Ascomycota; Sordariomycetes; Hypocreales; Hypocreaceae
Source: RefSeq, a predicted model, not a curated record